Chelonus insularis is the source of this 2613-nucleotide messenger RNA. Its product is annotated as serine/threonine-protein kinase VRK1-like. The transcript has 7 exons. The coding region runs from base 438 to 1973 and encodes 511 amino acids. Gene Ontology annotation, molecular function: ATP binding; protein serine/threonine kinase activity. The record is from RefSeq and is a predicted model, not a curated record. Gene Ontology annotation, biological process: peptidyl-serine phosphorylation; signal transduction. Gene Ontology annotation, cellular component: nucleus; cytoplasm. Lineage: Eukaryota; Metazoa; Arthropoda; Insecta; Hymenoptera; Braconidae.
GUCUGAAGUCGAGAGAAAAUAGCGUUCAUGUCACUUUUCCUGUGUAAAAUGGCAGUUUUAUGUACUCCGAAAGAAAUUCAGUACUCUGCAUAACAUUUGGGAGUGAAAGCUAGUAAAUAAAAACAAUUUUGUGAUAUAAAAACGGCUUAAACAAGUGAUAAAUUCAAAGUGGAAUGAAUUAACAAUAAAAAGACAAUAUUAGUACAUGAGUAAAAGUGUUGUUCGAAUUGGUAUAGUAAUGUAUUCGAAUAGAACAUGAUAUUUUAAAUAGAAUUAAAUAUCUUAUUUUACUCCAAAAAGUAUUACAAUCAUAAAAUUAGUAACUCUAAUUCGUAGAAAUCACUACAACUGCAUAAAAGUAACUGCAGUUUAUUAAUUGUGUUUAUAUAGGAAUCAUCAAUCUAUGUAUAUUUAUGUAUUAUAAUAAAAUGUAAAUUAUGCCUCCUCGACGCGCAGAAGAGUGUCCUCUAAAACGAGUAGCUGCUCCAGGGUGUCGUUUACCUGCUCGUUUACCUCCUGGUGAAAUAUUAACUGAUAUUACUCAAAAAGAAUGGAAAUUGGGUCCAAGACUGGGAUGUGGUGGCUUUGGAGAUAUUUAUUUAGCUUCAGACGAUAUUCAUAAGACUGUUGGACAAGAUGCCAAAUAUGUCAUAAAAAUUGAACCUCAUCACAAUGGCCCUUUGUUUGUGGAGAUGAAUUUCUAUAUCAGAGUUGCUCGUAAACAUAUGAUUGAAGACUACUGCAACUCUCGAAAAAUCAAUAAAAUAGGAAUACCCACUUAUGAAGGCUCUGGAUCUCAUGUGUGGAAAGGAGAAAGAUUCAGAUUUCUCGUGAUUCCUCGUUACGGAAUCGAUGUAGGGAAACUUUUUUUGUCUAGUGGAAGAAAACUUCCGACAAAAUUUGUUAACCAUGUGGCGGUUCAAAUGCUAGAUGCAUUAGAAUAUAUACAUAGUCAUGGAUAUGCUCAUGCUGAUGUUAAAGGAUCAAAUAUUUUAUUAGAUGCUAAUAGUCAACAAAUUUCAGAACAUACGCAAAUUUAUUUAUUAGAUUAUGGUCUUGCUUAUCGAUUUAAAACGACAGCAGGUAUUCAUAAGCCAUUUGUUCAUGAUGAAAGAAGAGCACAUGAAGGAACUCUUGAAUUUACUUCUCGUGAUGCUCAUCAUGGAACACAUUCGAGAAGAGGUGAUAUGGAAACUUUAGGUUACAAUAUUUUACAAUGGUUAUGUGGGCGAUUACCUUGGGAAAAAGAAGACGGAGGAAUGCGAGCAUCUAUUGAUCCUAACGAAAUUCAUGCUCAGAAAGAGCUAUUGCUAGCUGAUAUUCCACUAUUUAUGAAAAAAUGUUUUCCACAAAAACAGAAACCACCUGCUUCCAUCGAAUCUUAUAUGAAAUACAUUGCAACACUAGACUUUGAAGCUAAACCAAACUAUUCGUAUCUUCGAAAUUUAUUUCGUCAAGGCGGUAGACUUGGAAGAAAUAGCUCACAAUUAUCACGCUGCAAAAGAGUUUCAGAUGAAAAUAUUCCAUGUGACAAACCUGUGAAAAUUCCAUACCUGAGAGAGAGAAGACCCUGCAAACCAGUUAAUGGAGAAGGACGAAUCACUAGAAAUACACAAACUCUAGCAGAUGUAGAAAAAUUUAGCUGGGAAGAAGUAUUAGCAACUCAUCCAGAUAAGCUGGCUAAAGUCAAUGUUCCAUCUAUGAACUCUCCCCUUACUCCACCACCAUCACCUCCUCCACCUUCUUUACCAACUUAUGCGAUGCUUCAUGUUUUGAAACGAAUGAAGAAUCGCCAGUCUGGAACAUUGAAGCAUAGAAUAAAGUCAUUUGAUAGUGACCUAAAAGUCAAGUGGAUGACUCCAGCGAUGGAAGAAGUGGCACAAUUAAAAAGAAAUAAACAAUUAUUGACUAAAGCUGUUAAUCAAUCAGCACGUUUGACACGUUCACGUAUAGUAUUAAGGAAACGUAAGUGAUUGGCAUAAUUGUUGGUCUGAUAUAAAAUUAGUCAAGCGAAAUGAACAAUUGUUAACAGUUACAUAAAUUAUUGGUACGAUGAGAAAAAUACUCAAAAUUAAAAUAAAUUUUGUAAGGUAAGAAAAAAUAUGAACUGAAUAAUUCAAUAAAAAUGAAUCUAUUAAUCUGAUUGAAUCAUAAUCAUUGUAAUAAUCAUUAUUAUAACACGUUUGAAACGAACCAUGUACAUUUAAUUUUAGUCAUGAGUUUAUUAUAAUCAUGUAGUAUUGCUAGAAAUAAUUAUAAACAUGAAUAUAGGCAUAUUUCUAGUUAAGUUAAGAAUUAUAAAUUGUAUAAAAUUAAUUUUUAUUGUUGUUAAGUAUGAUUGAGACAAUAGUCUCGCCAAUUUCUACAAGACUGUAUUAUUAUUUUCAUCUAUCAUUCUACUGAUAUGUAUAUAUUGGUAUGCAAGUUCAUCAUUUUUUAAGCAAAACAACUGCUUAUUAUAUCAUAAAUUUUAUAUUCAGUAAUUAGUUAUAAAUUCGAUGAGAGGACAUAAGCUUUUUUCUUCCGUUAAUUAUUUGAAUAUAUAUAGUGAAUAAUUAAGCAAAAUAUAUCUUGCUAGUAUAAAGAAAUAAAUCUAUUAAUAAUAUACAAUAA